Paramecium pentaurelia is the source of this 243-nucleotide messenger RNA. The record is from the annotation of a GenBank genome assembly. Lineage: Eukaryota; Ciliophora; Oligohymenophorea; Peniculida; Parameciidae.
AUGAUAACAAAAUAGGAAUAUAAUUAACCAAUAGCAUUUCUUAAUUCCAAUUUGGUUAAAGGAUAUGAUGAUUAAAAUCUAAUAUCAUGGAUGCUAUCUAAAGAAAAGAAUUUUAAUCUUUUUGAAAGACUAUUAUAGGCUUCUAAUCUUUUUUAAUAGAUAAUAUUUAUAAUCUCUAUAUUUUUGAAAGUUAUUGGUACACAUCAACAAACAAAGGAAGCUAAAGAAAUGCAACUUUUAUGA